AGCUCCAAGGUCACACUGCACAUUAAGCGGUGAUGCCCGGGAAACCUGAGCUUUUCCCUUGGACAAAGCGUGCGUCCUCGGCUCGCAGGCAUUUCAGAGCCGCCUGGGGCGUAAGCUGGGUGUCUUGGUCACCACCGUGUAGUUCCAGGGCAGUUUGGUGUCCACAUUCCCCUGCGAACUCUGGCUCCGGCCUGCCCUCUCAGCUUCGGGUUCCAGGAGAUGUGAUUCUGAUGCAAGAACUCUAGUUGGGAGGGUCGACCACUGGUGGCCGGAAGCGGCAAGCUGAACUUGAGUAACAGAAUUCUUGUUUGCUCGGAGACUGCUCUCAAACAAGCCGUGGUGUGGGUUCAGUGAGGAGCAGGUACUGUGGCACAGAGCACCCUGUACCGCGUGGGACUGGAUGGCCAGGGCACUGACGAGUAGCUUUGUAGCCUUGUAGGAGUCAUUUCAAGUUCUCGGAGCGUUCGUUUCCAGAAGUGUCAAAUGGGGAUGGUGGGAAAGGCUCAGAGUGGAAGCGUUUCUCCCAGGUGUGUCUCAGGACCCGGCAGGUGGCAAACCCUCGGUACUGGCCAGCUCUUCUGUCUGUGAUGAAUUAUCAAGGUGUCCACAGGAGGCUGGCAAAGGGUGGCAGAGUGCUCGAGGAUGAUGCUGUGGUCGAGAGGCCAGGAGGAGCCCCGCCCCGCAGUCGGUAGUACGGGAUGCCAGUCCUGUUGGGAAACCUGAGAGAAACAUGAAGCCUCCAGCCAUCUGGAACUCGGGAACUCAUUCUGGGCUGCCUGUGGCUUCUAGAACAUGCAGGUGUUCUGCAGAUGCAAGCUUUUCCCUGUAAUCACCCGGUGGGGUCUCCAACCGAUGGGAGGCCCACCCUGUGGUCCCUACACUCGGAGGGGUGGCUCUCUGAGGGACCCAGGACCUCGCUGACAGCGCAUCUAACUGUCGAACCCAACCUCUGUGUUGAGCCGCCGGGGGAGACAUCUACAGAACCCAGGCGUGCCAAGACAGGGCUUAUACCUUUCGCAACCCCUGAAUUAAGAUUCAAGCCUUGUCUCAUUAGCUCCACAAUCCCUGUGGCCAUCGCCACCAAUGCCACCACCGCUGCCCCCCUGGGAGUUGCUUGCAGACCGCAGCCCAGCUCCCUAGAGACCACCUGCAUUGCAAGAGAAUCGAAAGGGAGCUCUUGGGAAAGGGCCCCGCCCAUCUGCUCCACCGCUGCCAGUCACUGUAGACAGCCGGAAGCCCCGCCCUUUACGCCAUGGGCUGCCUCUCCCUCAAGGUGUUGCUGGUGGGAGUGAGCCUCUCAGGCGUCCUGUAUCCUCUUGUGGAUUUUCACAUCCGUGCGAAAACAAGAGACCAGAGACCCAACUUCGUGAUCAUUUUGGCUGAUGAUAUGGGCUGGGGUGACCUGGGAGCCAACUGGGCCGAAACAAAGGACACAGCCAACCUCGACGAGAUGGCCUCGCAAGGAAUGAGGUUUGAAGAUUUUCAUGCGGCUGCUUCCACCUGCUCGCCCUCCAGAGCCUCCCUCCUCACGGGCCGGCUCGGCCUCCGCAAUGGAGUCACGCACAACUUUGCAGUCACCUCGGUCGGGGGCCUUCCUCUCAAUGAGACCACCCUAGCAGAGGUGCUGCAGCAGGCGGGCUAUGUCACUGGGAUGAUAGGCAAAUGGCAUCUUGGGCACCAUGGCUCUUAUCACCCCAACUUCCGUGGUUUUGAUUACUAUUUCGGAAUCCCAUACAGCCACGAUAUGGGCUGCACCGACAACCCGGGCUACAACAAGCCACCCUGUCCAGCGUGUCCACGCCACGACAGGCCAGUGAGUGGGCAUCAGAGAGACUGUUACUCGGACCUGGCCCUUCCGCUCUACGAGAAUCUCAGCAUUGUGGAGCAGCCCGUGAACCUGAGCAGCCUGGCCCAGAAGUACGUGGAGAAAGCGACCCAGUUCAUCCAGCACGCGAGUGCCAGCGGAAGACCCUUCCUGCUCUACGUGGCCCUGGCCCACAUGCACGUGCCCUUACCUGCAGCCGAACCACCAGCAGACCCACAGGGCCCAGGCCCAUACGUUGCAAGUCUCCGGGAGAUGGACUGGUUGGUGGGUCAGAUCAAGGACAGAGUUGACCACACAGCACAAGAAAACACGCUCCUCUGGUUUACAGGAGACAACGGGCCCUGGGCUCAGAAGUGUGAACUGGCGGGCAGUGUGGGGCCCUUCACUGGAGCGUGGCAGACUCAUCAAGGGGGGAGUCCAGCCAAGCAGACCACCUGGGAGGGAGGCCACCGGGUCCCGGCGCUGGCUUACUGGCCAGGCAGAGUACCAGCCAAUGUCACCAGCACCGCCUUGCUGAGCAUGCUGGACAUUUUCCCCACCGUGGUGGCCCUGUCCGGGGCCAGCCUGCCUCCGGGCCGGCACUUGGAUGGCCUGGAUGUCUCCGACGUGAUCUUUGGCCGCUCCCAGAUCGGACACAGGGUGCUGUUCCACCCCAACAGUGGGGCAGCUGGGGAGUACGGAGCCCUGCAGACUGUCCGCCUGGGGCCGUACAAGGCCUUCUACAUCACUGGUGGAGCCCAAGCUUGUGAUGGACACACUGGGCCUGAGCAGCAUCAUGAGCCUCCUCUUAUUUUCAACCUGGACAAUGAUGUGGCAGAGGGUGUGCCUCUGCCGAGCGGUGGCGCCCAGUAUCAGGCCGUGCUGCCCAAGGUCAGACGGGCUCUGGCCGACAUCCUCCGAGACAUUGCUGGUGACAAGGUCUCCCAGGCGGACUACACCCACGAUCCCUCAGUGGUCCCCUGCUGCAAUCCUUCCCGAGUUGCCUGCCGCUGCCAAGCCAAGGAGCAGAACUUUCUGCAGGAGGAGACCUUUGGACAUUAGAUGGGCAAAGUUCACUUUCAAACUGCAUUUUACCCCCUUUAUAGACACAUGCUUCAAAAAAUAAAUGUCAGAAUUCUGCUCUGAGGCUACCUCUCUGCCAGCCAGAGAGCAGCUGAGCUGAGUACAUUCCUGGACCAUGAGUGAAGCAGGAUGGAAACAGGUUCAAGGGUCAGGGUUUGCAUUUGAGCAGUGAUUUAACCUAACUCGCCAGUUGGUGCUGAGGGUCAAAUGAGGCUGUGAGGAAGCCUGGCACGUGACCUCACACAAGGCAGACACUCGGCACAGUUCAGUCUCGUUCUUACGUCCUUAGGUUUGCUGGAGCAAAUCUUCUCCAUCUAAAGUAUGUAUACAGGGCCAGCACUAUGGUGCAGAGUGUUGAGCUGCCAUGCGAUGCUUGCAUCUCUAAUGACUACCCAUUUGAAUCCUGGCUGCUUCAUUUCCAGUCCAGCCACAUACUGAUGCACCUGGGAAAGUGGCCAAAGAUGGCCCAAGUGCUAGGGCCCCUGAUAGCCCUGUAAGAGACCCGGAUGGAGGCUCUGGUCUCUCGGUACCUCUGCCUUUCAAAUAAAUAAACUCACCUUUAAAGAAAA
This is a messenger RNA of Ochotona curzoniae (black-lipped pika), 3456 nucleotides long. It is a transcript of the gene ARSG, whose product is annotated as arylsulfatase G. Gene Ontology annotation, molecular function: arylsulfatase activity. NCBI's taxonomy places the organism in Eukaryota, Metazoa, Chordata, Mammalia, Lagomorpha, Ochotonidae. The record is from RefSeq and is a predicted model, not a curated record. Bases 1253 to 2866 code for a protein of 537 amino acids. The transcript has 13 exons.